AUGAUUAUUGACGGCGAGAAGUGGGCUUGCGAGGCCUGUGUUCGCGGUCACCGGGUCAGCAACUGCCAGCAUUCGGAACGCCCGCUCCAACACAUCAACAAGAAAGGUCGCCCCGUAUCGCAAUGUCAGCAUUGUCGUUCUAUGCGAAAGUCUCGAGCAUCCCACGUCAAAUGCGACUGUGGAGAGAAAACACACAAAUGCGCCCACUUGCAGCCAACAUUAGAGGGUCAUAGGGACAGCUGCUGCUGCAACCAUGGAGGUCGUUGUUCCUGUUCGCAUAAGAAGGAUCCACCGUUGCUUGAUCCCGUACCAGAAUCCGACUCGGACGAGCCCGAGAAAGCCGCCUCGAGGACCUCGAGCAAGGCUCCGAGCGUCAAGGGCACUCCGCGUGUCAGGCGGAGGGCGAACACGAUACACUCGGACGGCAAGCUCAGUUUCGAUGAGAAUGGCAAACACAGGCCAACGUACAGGCACGCAAAGGCCUCGUCCAAAUGCGAACCGUACCCGCUGAAACGUGUGAACUCGCUUCAGAGCGCAAGUGAUGGCAUUCGCGAUACUACCGUUUUGACCGACAGUCUCGAUACGUCCCGCAAAGUCAAGUCAGAAACGGCUUCUCCAUUACUGGCAAGUGGCGGAGCUCCUUCAAGCUUCACGCAGCUGAAUUCUUCAUUAAGGCCGCUGGACUUGUCGGUAAUUCAAUAUCCGAGCUAUGCUUCCCAGGCUUCCCAAAGCACCCCAUGCGACGCCCUGUUUAGUGCAGGCCUAGACUUCGAGCCUGCAUGCUUCAGCGCCGGCUUGCAGCCUCAGAUCGAAUGGAGCCAAUGGGACAGCCUGGACUACUAUACAGACACAGUUGGCGACAAGUUCACUCCGUCCAGCUACGAUGCACACGGGGGUUACAGCAGCGCAAGCGGAUUCGAUUUCAAUGGCUCUGACCAGGCUCCCACGCUGGCAACGACCACUUCGGGUGAUGUGUCUGAAGUCGAAGACUUUAUGGGACCGUCAGCCGAUGAUUAUGACAUAUCGAGCGGCUUUGGCAAUGCAGUUGCAAUGGGCAGCUAUGGAGCCACGGGGCUCCUGGGAGCUGGUAGCACUGGCACUGGUCUGUCAGCUUACGAGAUUCCUGAUUACACAAGCGAAGUUCCCAAGAGCAGCCAAGAAGGCAGCCUCAGUGGCCAAAAGUACAUUGAAACCCCGCUUGAUGAUAGCGGUCUCGCUGCUGCAGGCCCACUCGGUGCUGCCUUCACCGAAGAUGCGUUGUACUGGAUGCCUGAAGUAGCACCCGGCAUUCCCCAAAUGGCAGACUUGUCGUCUGUUCCGGAACCCAAUGGCUUGCCCUGGGAACCCCCUCGGUAG
This is a messenger RNA of Pyricularia pennisetigena, 1356 nucleotides long. RefSeq lists its product as uncharacterized. The transcript has 3 exons. Gene Ontology annotation, molecular function: RNA polymerase II cis-regulatory region sequence-specific DNA binding; DNA-binding transcription factor activity, RNA polymerase II-specific; copper ion binding. NCBI's taxonomy places the organism in Eukaryota, Fungi, Ascomycota, Sordariomycetes, Magnaporthales, Pyriculariaceae. The record is from RefSeq and is a predicted model, not a curated record. Gene Ontology annotation, cellular component: nucleus. The coding region runs from base 1 to 1356 and encodes 451 amino acids. Gene Ontology annotation, biological process: intracellular copper ion homeostasis; positive regulation of transcription by RNA polymerase II; intracellular iron ion homeostasis.